Prorocentrum cordatum is the source of this 3852-nucleotide messenger RNA. The record is from the annotation of a GenBank genome assembly. NCBI's taxonomy places the organism in Eukaryota, Dinophyceae, Prorocentrales, Prorocentraceae.
GUGGCCCCGUGCGCCUUGCCGCAGCUGGACCUCUGCAUCUACAACACGACCGACUGCAACGAGACGCUGCCCCCAGGGGCGCAGUGCUCCGUGCUCUGCCGCGCGCCCUUCGCCGGGGCCCCCGGGGCGGUCUCCUGCCCGGCGGACAACACGAGCCCGGGAGGGCCGGCGCCGCUGGCGGGGCUGCCGCUGUGCGCCGCCGUGGCGGAGGACUGCCCGGCCCCAGCCUCCGCUGACGGCUACACCUGGAAUGCCUCGGACGGGUGGACCUGUGCAGAAGGCUUCAUAGGGCUGGCCGAGCACAGCUGCACACUGGAGGGGGAGUCUAACGGGUCCUGCCUGCUGGAGAGCCACCUCUCCGGCUGCGUUCCUCUGCAGCCCUGCCUGGUGGUGGAGACGGCCGACCUGAACCAUUGCCAGUACAACGCGUCCGGCUGUGCAGGGGGCGGCGGCUUGCUGGCACCGGGCAGUUCGUGCGAGCUGAGCUGCGCGCCUCCGUACGUGGGGAGCCCCACCGUGGUGUCGUGCCCUGCAGAGAACCUCCAGGUCGACCUUCCGCUGCUGCCUGCUAUGCCCAACUGCACGCUGCGGUGUGCCGAGGGACCUCCGCCGCCAGGCUUCCGGCGGGCUGGCAGCGGCCUGGAAGAUGCUGGCGAAACGAACGGCACCAACGGUACUGGCGGGGCCGAUGGGACCAACGCGACCCACUGGACCAACGAUACUGUCGGGGCCGACGGGGCCGAUGAGGCCAACAUGACAAACGGUACUGGCGGGGCCGACGGGGCCAACGGGACCAAUAGUACCAACGGUUCUGGCGGGGCCGACGGGGUCAACGGGACCAAUAGUACCAACGGUUCUGGCGGGGCCGACGGGGCUAACGGGACCAACGCGACCAACGGUACUGGCGGGGUCGACGGUAGCAACGAGACCAACAGGACCAACAGUACUAGGGCCAUGGAGAACAACGAUACCUGGGCGGCAGAGGAGGUCGAAGACAGGAACGAGACCAGCGGGGCCAACGACACCGACGAGAGGAACGAAGCCAAUACGGCCGACGAUGUCGACGAGACGGAGUGGGAGUGUGCCGAUGGCUUUGCUGGCACCGCAGUCGUGACCUGCAACAUUUCCGAGGACUACUGCCUCCCAGAGUUCCCAGAGCUGCUCUUCGAUGGCUGCCAGCCGGUAUUGCCGUGCGGCCCGCCAGCACCGGAGGGCGGCUGCGGGCUCGUCGCGUCGGACUGCGAUGGCGGCGUGCCCGCGGGCGGCAGCUGCAAGGUCUGGUGCGCAGAAGGCUACGUCAGCAACACCAGCCAGGAUGGCAUGGCCCUGGCGUCGUGCCCCGCAGACAACGUGGAUCCUGAGCGGCUGGCGCGGCACGAGCCGCUCGGGUGCACCCUCCGCUACUGCCCCAAUCUCACGCGCGUGCCCGCCGAGUUCGUGAGGGCGCCGGAUGGCGGCUGGGCGUGUGCCGAGGGCUUCUUCGGCAACGUGACCGCGGAGUGCGUGGCCGGGGCCGAGUGCAGCGCGACCCUGGUGCUGGGCGGGUGCUCGCCUGUGCUUCCCUGCGCCGCCGCGGCCGUGGACGAGUGCCUCGUCGACGCCUCGAACUGCUCCUCGGUGCCGUCGGGCGGCUCCUGCGAGCUCCGAUGUGCGGCGCCCCAGGUUGCAGGCAAUUCCACGGCGGUGUGGAAUUCCACGAUGGUGACGAAUUCUACGGUGGCAACGUGCCCGCUGGGGAACGAUGAUCCAGACCAGCCGCUCAACUUCUCGAUGCCCGAGUGUACCUUCUCCUGCGCAGCGGGGGAGGAGGUCAGCGUUCCCCUGGAGGGUUACGUGCUUGUCAUUGAGCCCAUCCUGGAUUGUGGCGGGGAUGCGGAUCAGGUUUUCGGCAACGGGACUGGCAACAAGACUGCCAACGCGACUGACAACGAGAACGAGACUGGCAACGAGGCCGCCAGCAACGAGACCGACAGCGGGAGCUAUCCGAGCAACGAGACUGGCAAUGAGACAGGUAACGAGACCGACAGCGGGAGCUAUCCGAGCAACGAGACUGGCAAUGAGACAGGUAACGAGACUCAGGAGGUCGGUAACGUGACCGCCAGUGAGAGUAAUGGCUCCUGGGGCAACCAGACUGGCGAAGAGGACAGCAAUGCGACGGGCAACGAGACCAUGCACGAAACCAUCGACGAGAUAGACAACGAGACCGUCAGCGACACUGGCAACGUGACUGGCAACACAACUGGCAACGUGUCAAACAGUAGCAAUUCGACCAGCAACUUUAGCGAGGGUGGCGAAGUAGACACAGGUCCGCAGUGCAGCGUUGUUGGGAACGUCAGCACUUGGAAGUGCGCGGAGCGCUUCGGGGGCAGCGUCAGGGAAGAGUGCGUCAUGGGCGAGGACUGCAGCCCGCAUCUCACGCUCGCCGGCUGCGAGCCGCUUCCGACGUGCUCGCCGCCUGCGAUCGACAGGAAGUUCUGCUUCGUCGACGCCACCGACUGCACGGGGCUCUUACCUGGUGAGUCCUGCGAGCUGCGCUGCCGCUACCCGUACGUCGGCCGGACGAAGCCCGCCGUGUGCUCGCUCAAGCUCGGUGGCUCGAACGUGUCGCGUCGCAACGGCUCGAAUGCGUCGGAGCUGACCGGCUGGAACGUGUCGGAGCUGGGCGGCUCGAACGCGUCUGAUUCCAACGGCUCGAACGUGUCAGAGUUGAACGGCUCGAACGCGUGGGAUGCCAACGGCUCGAACGUGUCGGAGUUGAACGGCUCGAACACGUCGGAGCUGAACGGCUCGGUCGUGCCACAGGGCAACGACGUUUCCGUGUUGCUGGACAGCGGCGUCGCCGACGACGCGGAGGAGAUGCUUAUGAUGGAGUGGGACGGGCUGCCCGAGUGCAACCUGUCCUGCCCCGACUUGCCGCCGGCGGACGCACCGCGAGGUUAUAAUUGGACGGCAGAAACUGGUUGGCGGUGCGACGUGGGUUUCAUUGGGGAUCCUACCACGGAUUGCUACGAGGACGAUCACUGCACCAUUGUUGUGACCAUCUCGGGUUGCAUUGAGUUGAUGCCUUGCCUCCCGCCAAACAUCACGGACGAGUGCAUGUUCAACGCGUCGGAAUGUGUGAGCCUCCAGCCUGGUGAGCAGUGCAGCAUACUUUGCAAGCACCCUUACGACGGCGCCCCAUCUGUAACCACAUGCCCUGGGAGCAACACCGACGCCACCUACAGGCCAGCAUACAUUUUCCCGCAGUGCAGCUUGGUAUGUCCAACUCCAGACCCUUUGACGCUCGGGUACAACAGGUCGCAAGCGGGCAACUGGUCUUGUGCCAUCGGCUACGAGGAGGACAGCAGUGAUGAGGAUCAUAGUGUGCUGACUUCGGCGAAUGUGACCUACGUCUCCAGUCUGCCCGCAUUCAGGGCAGAGUGCGUCAUAGAUGCGGACUGCGUGGCGGAGUGGGAGCUGCAGGGGUGCUACCCUGGGCUCCCCUGCACGGCCCCAGAUCCCAGGGUCAUCGACGACUGCGUGUACGAUCUCAGCAGCUGCGGCGGCAUCGAGCCAGGCGAGUCGUGCCUUAUAGGCUGCAAGGAACCUUACGAGGGUGAGCCGCACCAGUGGAGCUGCCUCAAGGAUCAGAGAUCGUCGACCCGCCCGGGGUUCUCAAUGGCACACUUCCUGAGUGCCUUCUGCGCUGCCCGCCCCCCGACACGCUGCCUGCAGGUUACGUUAGAACCUGGGUGUGCACCAGCUGGGACGACAGCAACGACAACAUCAGCAGCCUCAACAGCCUCAACAGCACCAACAGCACCAACAGCACCAACACCAUCCGCACCUGUCUUAAGGGCUACUGGCAGGUAG